Penicillium verhagenii is the source of this 531-nucleotide messenger RNA. Its product is annotated as chaperonin 10-like protein. The record is from RefSeq and is a predicted model, not a curated record. Bases 1 to 531 code for a protein of 176 amino acids. The transcript has a single exon. Gene Ontology annotation, molecular function: oxidoreductase activity, acting on NAD(P)H. Lineage: Eukaryota; Fungi; Ascomycota; Eurotiomycetes; Eurotiales; Aspergillaceae.
AUGGCAAACACGCGACUCUGCUUGGAAUCUACCCGGCUACUUGUUGACAGGGCGAAAACAUACGGCACCCACCAGAGCUAUCUGAGCUGCCUCGAAGAGAUGGUGUUUCUGGUUCCUCCCAAUCUUCCCUAUUACCAUGCCGCAUGCCUUAGUGUUGUCACAAUGACAGCCGCAGAUAUCCUCUACAAUCUAUUCAAACCACCACUACCGAGCGCUUCACCAGAGACGCGUCCAAAGCCCAUGCUAAUCCGGGGUGCUUCUUCCAGUGUUGGAAUUUGCACGGUCCAAGUAGCAUGCACUAGUGGUGUUCAACCCAUCUUUGUGACUGCAUCGCCCGGAAGACACCAUCUCUUAUAUGAGCUUGGGGCCACUCGUUGCUUUAAUUUUAAGUCCAAAACUGUCAUUCUGGAAAUCAAGGAUGCACUCGCCAGCUUCCAGGGUGAGGCAAUGGCUUAUGCCUUAGAUGCCGUAGGCAGCCAUGGGACCCUGGAUUCUGGAUUCUGGAAAACUUGUCGCGGACUGCUCUUCUGA